AAGAGAGGGGAGAAACUACGGAGCCCCAACUUUAAAGCCUCUCGCAGUCCAGAGUGCCUCCAUUGUUCUGUCUCUGUUCUGCACUUCUUUCACAUUAGAAAAGCAGAGCAGUGGUUUGGCACAAGCUGUAGAAAACAUAAAUUUUUUUUGUUUUUUUUGUUUUCUGGUUUGUGUUUUUUUGCUUUUGUUUUUGGAUCUCUCUGUUUGCAAGUGAGAGAUCUGAAGUAGGUUUGUGCUUUGUUCACCGAGAGACGGGUAAUGACGUUGAGGGCGUUGAGCCAGCGAUGCCAUUGUUGAACAAAACAGGGGAAAUUUGAGGAGGACGAGGAGGAGGAGAGAGAGAGAGAGAGAGAGAGAGAGAGAGAGAGAGAGAGAGAGAGAGAGAGAGAUGGAUCAGAUAUCGCCAAAAAAGCUGAUUCCGGAGUCAUUUUUUCAGGGGACUAGAGUAGACAUUGCAGGGCAAAUUGGGCUGGCUUGGGAGCUAAUCAAAGCGCCAUUGAUAGUUCCCCUGUUGAAGCUUGGAGUGUACAUCUGCCUGACCAUGUCGCUGAUGCUGUUCAUCGAGAGACUGUACAUGGGUGUAGUCAUCAUCCUCGUCAAGCUUUUCUGGAAGAAACCUGAUAAGCGUUACAACUGGGAGCCCAUACGAGAGGACUUGGAAAUCGGCAAUUCGGCUUUCCCUGUGGUCCUCGUUCAAAUCCCAAUGUUCAACGAAAGAGAAGUCUACAAGGUCUCCAUUGGAGCUGCAUGCAACCUUUCGUGGCCAUCAGAUCGUCUCGUCAUCCAAGUCCUCGAUGAUUCCACAGACCCUGUCAUUAAGGACAUGGUGGAGCUGGAAUGCCAGAGAUGGGCCAGCAAAGGCAUAAACAUAAGAUACCAAAUCCGAGAGAACAGAACAGGGUACAAAGCAGGGGCUCUUAAAGAAGGCCUAAAGAGAAGCUACGUCAAACACUGCGAGUACGUCGCCAUCUUCGACGCCGAUUUCCGGCCGGAACCCGACUAUCUCCGGCGAGCCAUCCCCUUCCUCGCCCUCAACACCAACAUUGCCCUCGUUCAAGGCCGCUGGAGGUUCGUGAAUUCAGACGAGUGCCUGCUAACAAGGAUGCAAGAAAUGUCCCUGGAUUACCAUUUCAAAGUGGAGCAAGAAGUUGGCUCUUCCACUCAUGCCUUCUUUGGCUUCAAUGGCACAGCAGGCGUAUGGAGGAUCGCAGCCAUCAACGAGGCUGGCGGCUGGAAGGAUCGCACGACAGUGGAGGACAUGGAUCUCGCUGUUCGAGCUGGUCUCAAAGGCUGGAGAUUUGUUUACCUCGGUGACCUCCAGGUGAAAAGUGAACUUCCUAGUACUCUAAAAGCUUUUCGUUAUCAGCAACAUAGGUGGUCUUGUGGCCCUGCUAAUCUCUUUAGGAAAAUGGUGAUGGAGAUCAUUAGAAACAAGAAUGUGACAUUGUGGAAGAAAGUGUAUGUGAUCUAUAGCUUCUUCUUCGUUCGGAAAAUCAUUGCCCAUAUGGUCACUUUUUUCUUCUACUGUGUGGUACUUCCCCUAACCAUUUUAGUCCCUGAAGUUGAAGUCCCGAUUUGGGGAGCUGUUUAUAUUCCUUCCAUCAUUACCAUCCUAAAUGCAGUUGGAACUCCAAGGUCAAUUCACCUAUUGUUUUAUUGGAUCCUUUUCGAAAAUGUGAUGUCCCUGCACCGAACCAAGGCGACCUUUAUUGGACUGCUGGAAGCAGGGCGAGCUAAUGAAUGGAUUGUCACUGAAAAACUAGGAGACGCUAUGAAAAAGAAAACAAACGCCAAAGUUGUCAAGAGACCCCUGUCUGCCCUUGGGGAUAGAAUCCAUCUACUGGAACUGGGAUUUGCUGCAUUCCUCUUCUGCUGUGGAUGCUAUGACUUUCUCUAUGGAAAGAACAACUACUUCAUUUACCUCUUCCUGCAGACUUUUUCUUUCUCCAUUGUGGGAUUUGGCUAUAUGGGCACCAUCAUCCCUGGCUCUUAGCGAUGAUCUCCCUCUCCCUCUCUCUUCAACAAGUAUAUAUAUUAUAGAUAAGCUAGGGGGAUCUGUUAGAAUCAUUCGAGGGCAGUUCUCCCUACUGUAGCUUUUACAAAAACAAAAAGGUCAUUCAUCAAGUUGGGUAGAAGUUAAAGCUUAAGUCCUGUCUUCCUCAAUUGACAAAUCAGGUGUUUGGUCCCUUGGAAAAUUUUAGGGACAGAAAUGCUGGUAUCAUGUGAUUGUACUGCCUUGAGGGAAGACCAAGAGCUAAAUUGUACUUGGGCUUAGGGAUCAGCUAGCAGGUUGUUUUAUUUUCUACUUCAAUAGCUAGAUUGUUUGCAAUUCUGAUAUUUUCAAUUUUUUUUUCUUUCUUGCUGCAUCAGAAAGAACAAGGGGAUAGGUUUUUGUUUUUCUGCUGUUGGGUAUUUCAAUUGUAGUUUUUUCCCCGUUUGAGAGAAAAUAAUUAAGCUAAUGGUUGAAGGGGUAAACUUGCAACCAGAGUUCUAUGCUAUUGUAGUCUGUCUGCUUCUUUUCUUCAGAGUUUUGUGUUGUAUUGGAAUGAUACAGAUGGGAAAGAAUAAAGCUAAGGAUUGUUAACUUUA
Molecule: messenger RNA, 2589 nt
Organism: Malania oleifera
Lineage: Eukaryota; Viridiplantae; Streptophyta; Magnoliopsida; Santalales; Ximeniaceae
Product: glucomannan 4-beta-mannosyltransferase 2
Exons: 9
Coding region: 389-1993 (534 amino acids)
Cellular component (GO): Golgi apparatus
Molecular function (GO): mannan synthase activity
Source: RefSeq, a predicted model, not a curated record